Drosophila navojoa is the source of this 637-nucleotide messenger RNA. RefSeq names its product Peptidoglycan recognition protein SB1 (gene PGRP-SB1). Gene Ontology annotation, molecular function: peptidoglycan binding; zinc ion binding; N-acetylmuramoyl-L-alanine amidase activity. Gene Ontology annotation, biological process: innate immune response; peptidoglycan catabolic process. The record is from RefSeq and is a predicted model, not a curated record. Lineage: Eukaryota; Metazoa; Arthropoda; Insecta; Diptera; Drosophilidae.
GUCAGAGGGAAUCUCAAAAGUUAAACAGCCAACAAGAUGAACACAUCAGCAGUCAAGUUUCUGACCAUUGUAGCGCUCUCCGCCUUCGCACUGUGCGCUACGACGCAGGCGUUGACCAUUGAGCCGCGCAGCAGUUGGGGAGCAGCGAGUGCUCGUUCGCCCUCUCGCAUCAAUGGCGCUGUGGAAUACGUGAUCAUCCAUCACUCGGACAAUCCCAAUGGAUGCACCACAUCACAACAGUGCCAGCGCAUGAUCAAGGCCAUUCAGUCGGAUCACAAGGGUCGGCGCAACUUCAGCGACAUUGGCUACAACUUCAUUGUGGCCGGCGAUGGCAAAGUGUACGAGGGCCGCGGCUUCGGACUGCAGGGCUCCCAUGCGCCCAGCUACAACCGCAAGAGCAUUGGCAUUGUCUUCAUUGGCAACUUUGAGAGCAACGCGCCCAGCGCACAGAUGCUGCAGAAUGCCAAGGAUCUCAUCGAGUUGGCCAAGCAAAGUGGAUACCUGAGGAGCGACUAUACCCUGCUCGGCCAUCGCCAGACCAAGGCAACUGCUUGCCCCGGCACUGCGCUCUACAAUCAAAUUAAGACGUGGCCGCACUGGAAAGAGAUUUAGUUUUACUUUAGUUAGAGACUUAACA